ACUGAAAUCAGCUGUUUCGAGGCAUGCACAAGAGACGCACGAGACGCACGAACCACCUCCGUGACGGACGGACGGAGCUUCGUCGCCUCCGUCGCGCAGAGUGUAGAAGAUAGUGUCUAAGCUGACGCCGUGUGUUAUUAGUAUAAGCCGCUGUUCGCGGGAGCAGAUUCAACAACGAUCGUAAUGACGAAUAACCCGCUGCUGCUUCCAAGCGUCAACGAUUAUUCGUUUCUCGAUAAAAUAGGCACCGGAAGCUAUUCUACCGUGUACAAAGCAUUGAAAAAGGACUCCUCGGGAGAGAUCGUCGCUAUAAAAUGCGUCGAAAGUUGGACUCUGUCGAAAUCGGCUGUCGAUAAUCUUGUGACGGAGAUUAAUCUGCUCAAAGUCCUUAAACACGAGCACAUAGCAGAGAUGAAGGAUUUUUUCUGGUCCGAUGGGAGAAUUUAUAUCGUGAUGGAAUAUUGCGACGGCGGGGAUUUGUCAAGUUUCAUAAGAAAAAAGCACCAACUGUCGGAGAAGAUAUGUCGAAAAUUUUUGCAACAAUUGGCACUCGCAUUGAGAUACUUGCGGAGCCACGACGUUUGUCAUAUGGAUUUGAAACCGCAAAAUCUUUUGCUCGUUAAAAAGCCAAUUUUAAGGCUAAAAGUUGGAGAUUUCGGUUUUGCACAGUACUUGGCUAAUACCGAGCAAAAAUUUGCCAUUCGUGGCUCACCUCUUUACAUGGCGCCGGAAAUAUUGUUGCGUCACGAAUACGACGCACGCGUCGAUCUCUGGAGCGUUGGGGUCAUAAUGUACGAGUGUCUUUUUGGUAAAGCUCCCUACUCGAGCGGUAGCUUCGAAGAAUUGACUGAAAAAAUCAAAAAUUCACGACCCAUCGAGUUACCAAAGGGAUCUCGCGUAUCGCCGGAAUGCAAAGAUUUGCUCGUCUCUUUGUUGAAACACGAUCCUGCGGAACGAAUAAGCUACGAAAAAUUUUUCAACCACGACUUCUUGGAUCUCGAGCAUGCACCAACCAAAGAUAAUUAUGAGAAAGCUAUUAAACUCGUAAAUGAAGCAGUCAAAUUGGAUAGAGAGAAAAAUACGUUUGACGCAUUCCAUUUUUAUUGCGAAGCACUCACAUAUUUUAUACCUAUUCUAACAAAUGAAUCGGAUCCCCAGAGAAAACGGUUACUCAGAUUGCGGCUAAACGAUUACAUAAAUCGUGCCGAAAAGCUCAAGCAGCUGAACGUAUUGGAUUGUAUAUCACAAAGUAGAAACGACGACGAGGAGACCGCGACGUUACAAAGAAUCAGCGGGAAAGAAGAAGGCGAGGGGGCAGCAGCAGCCUUCGCCUACUCCUGCUACCAUGAAUUGUGUAGACUCGGUAAAAGUACGAUCGACAUGGCUUCCGCUCUUGAGAUGGGACAAGUCGCAGAACAAUACCUGGCAGAAGGAAAUUAUCCGUUGGCUCUCGAAAAGUUCAAGUCUUGUCUGGGUGUGUUGGUUCGUCUUUUGAAAAAGGAGCCAUCAGGACGAAGACGAGACCUUCUAAAUCAUCAGAUACAAAGGUGGAUGAAAGCGGCUGAAAGUACAAAAACGCUUAUCGCUACGAAAAAUCUUGACGAUUUCACGUCGAGUAGCAGGGAUCCGGCGGUGGUCUCCGAAUCCCAGGAUCAAUGUGUCCUACAAUAGACCAAUUUGAGGAUUAAACCGAAUAAAAUGACUAUUUGCAUUA
Venturia canescens is the source of this 1714-nucleotide messenger RNA. It is a transcript of the gene Aduk, whose product is annotated as Another Drosophila Unc-51-like kinase. Bases 184 to 1671 code for a protein of 495 amino acids. Gene Ontology annotation, cellular component: cytoplasm; cytosol; phagophore assembly site. Gene Ontology annotation, molecular function: protein serine/threonine kinase activity; ATP binding. The transcript is spliced from 9 exons. Lineage: Eukaryota; Metazoa; Arthropoda; Insecta; Hymenoptera; Ichneumonidae. Gene Ontology annotation, biological process: piecemeal microautophagy of the nucleus; protein autophosphorylation; peptidyl-serine phosphorylation. The record is from RefSeq and is a predicted model, not a curated record.